Aspergillus steynii IBT 23096 is the source of this 1452-nucleotide messenger RNA. Its product is annotated as Zn-dependent exopeptidase. NCBI's taxonomy places the organism in Eukaryota, Fungi, Ascomycota, Eurotiomycetes, Eurotiales, Aspergillaceae. Gene Ontology annotation, molecular function: peptidase activity. The record is from RefSeq and is a predicted model, not a curated record. Gene Ontology annotation, biological process: proteolysis. The transcript is spliced from 5 exons. The coding region runs from base 1 to 1452 and encodes 483 amino acids.
AUGGCGGACCAAAACCUCAAACCAUUUUUUGAUAAGGUUGACGACCUAGCGCAAAGCUUUAUCGAUGAUAGGCUCACACCCGCGGUCAAAAUCCCUUCCGUAUCGUCGGCUCCGAAGCCGGAAGACCGCCAGAAAGUCUUUGAUAUGACAGACUUUCUGCAAAGACAACUGGAAGGACUCGGGGCAGCAGUGACAACACACGAUUUGGGCGACCAGCCAAAGACCAACGAAUCCGAUCCGACUCUUCAUUUACCCGACGUGAUCACAGCUCAAUACCCAAAAAACCGGGACCCCAACAAGAAAGCAAUCCUGAUAUACGGACAUUAUGACGUCCAGCCAGGUGGUGAUGGAUGGACUCAUGAGCCCUUCGACGUCAAAGAGGAAAAUGGAAAGCUAUACGGUCGAGGCACCACAGAUGACAAGGGACCUGUCCUCGCUUGGCUGAAUGCACUGCAGGCGCACAAGGAAGCGGAUGUUGACGUUCCGGUUAACAUUCUUUUCUGUCUUGAAGGAAUGGAGGAGUCCGGCUCGAUCGGGUUCUCGGACUUUGUCUCGAAAAAUAAAGAUUUGUUUGCUAAUGUGGACGCAGCUUGCAUUUCGGAUAACUAUUGGCUUACCACUAGAAAGCCCUGCUUGACAUACGGGCUUCGAGGUAUCAACUAUUUUACUAUGACCAUCACGAACAACGGUCCUGCAUUGCACAGCGGGAUGUUUGGUGGCGUGGUCCAUGAGCCACUGACCGAUCUGUCUAUCCUUCUGUCAAAGCUAGUUGACUCGAAGGGGAAGGUUCUCAUUCGUGACAUCGACGCCAACGUUGCUCCACUUACAGAUCAGGAGGAAGCAGACCUCAAAGGAAUUGAUUUCACCAUGGAUGAUUUCAAGAAAUCAAUCAAAUGUGACGCAGCCAUUUACAAUGACAAAGUUGAUACGCUCAAGCAUCGAUGGAGGUUCCCCUCGCUCAGCAUUCACGGCAUCAUAGGCGGAGACUCGACCCCUAAUCAAACGACAAGCAUUGCCCCCACAGUUUCUGCCAAAUUCUCCAUUCGCACUGUGCCAAAUAUGACUGGUGACGAAGUAAACUCGAAGGUGACGCUGUAUUUGCAGCAAGAAUUUGCAAAGCUGAAGAGCAGAAAUAACUUAUCCAUACAAGCGAUGGAUGAACCACCGGCAUUCUGGCUGGCGAAGCCCGACGAUGCCAAUUUCACUGCUGCUCGUAAAGCUACAGAGAAGGUUUAUAAUAAAACGCCAGAUAAUACGAGAGAAGGGGGAAGUAUCGGUGUAACACUUGACUUUCAACAGGUAUUGGGUGAAAAAAGUCUUAUGCUACUUCCUGUGGGAACAUCUGAUGAUGGUGCGCAUGGACCAGAUGAAAAUAUACCCAGAGAAAAUUACAUUAACGGAACGAAGCUACUGGGUACUUACUGGCAUUACAUUGCCGAAAGCAGCUUUUAG